UCCACACCUUGCAGCCGCGUCCUCUGCCGCACACCUACAGCAGCGCAGCGCAGACACACACACAGGUAGAGGAGCGCGGAGCCGGAAGAACGAGCAAAUCGGGUUGCUCAAACCCUAUCUCUCUCUUUUUCCAUUUGCUCUCCAGUCACUUUGUUUGGAUCACAACUCCUCGUUUAUUUUUAACGCGCUUUAUUUAUGAAAGUGAAACGGCAGCGGAGGAAACAUGACGGAGCAAGGCAAGAAGAUGAUACUGAUCGUGGUGGAUGUUCUUUGCGUCUUUGUUGCUGCCCUGCCUUCAGCCAUCCUGACGCUGAUGUUCAGCCCGUACCAGAGAGGCAUCUACUGUGAUGACAAGAGCAUCAGCUACCCGUACAGGAAAGACACCAUCUCCCAUGGAGCCAUGGCUGCUGUCACCAUCACCUGCUCCAUAGUCAUUAUCACAUCAGGAGAGGCCUACUUGGUCUACACCAAGCGACUCCACUCCAAUUCCCAGUUCAACCAAUACCUCUCAGCACUCUACAAGGUGGUGGGCACCUUCCUGUUUGGCGGUGCUGUCAGCCAAUCGCUGACCGAUCUGGCCAAGUUCACCAUCGGCCGGCCUCGCCCAAACUUCUUAUCUGUGUGUGCCCCGGCUGUUUGUAAUGGAUACAUGCUGCAGAUCAACUGCACCGGCAACCCUCGCAAUGUCACUGAAUCCAGGUUAUCGUUCUACUCGGGCCACUCCUCCUUUGGGAUGUACAGCAUGCUCUUUCUUUCGCUCUACGUGCAGGCCCGGAUGCAGGGGAAGUGGACACGACUGGUUCGACCCACCAUCCAGUUCUUCUUGGUGGCGUUUUCUCUGUAUGUAGGAUACACACGCGUGUCAGAUUACAAACACCACUGGAGCGACGUGCUGGUGGGGCUGCUGCAGGGAGCCCUCAUCGCUGUGCUCACUGUCCGCUAUGUGUCAGACUUCUUUAAGCAGCGACCUCCUCCCUGCACGAGACCAGACACGGCCGAGAAUGAGCACCUCGAACGCAAACCGAGCCCACAGCCUCCUGACUCUCAACAUGGAAACCACUACAGCUACUCCGGACCUGUAUGAGCACAUCACAAAACACCACCAAAAAAAAAAAAAAAAAAAAAAAAGAAUCAACAGAAACAAAUAUUU
Molecule: messenger RNA, 1150 nt
Organism: Myripristis murdjan (pinecone soldierfish)
Lineage: Eukaryota; Metazoa; Chordata; Actinopteri; Holocentriformes; Holocentridae
Product: phospholipid phosphatase 2-like
Exons: 6
Coding region: 224-1084 (286 amino acids)
Biological process (GO): phospholipid dephosphorylation; signal transduction; phospholipid metabolic process
Cellular component (GO): plasma membrane
Molecular function (GO): phosphatidate phosphatase activity
Source: RefSeq, a predicted model, not a curated record